Messenger RNA from Cetraspora pellucida, 813 nucleotides. Lineage: Eukaryota; Fungi; Glomeromycota; Glomeromycetes; Diversisporales; Gigasporaceae. The record is from the annotation of a GenBank genome assembly.
AUGAUAAAUAAUAUAGCAAGAAAGCAAACCUAUAUCAGUAAAUUGCUAGAAGAAAAGCUAGCCCUUCAGCUAAUAUAUCAAAGGUGCAAAGCUGAGGGUAAUGAUAUCCCAGAUUUUCUUGUGAAGCUAAGAUUAUACUUGCAAAACCAAGAUGUAAAUCCAGCAGAUAAUGCAGGAGGUUCACCAACAGGAAGAGAAGUAGCUAUAGGAUAUUUAAGAGGCUCAAACUUACUUAAUAAUACUGGACAAGCUAACAUAGUAGCUGUAAAUGAAUGUACAGCUAUUCAGAUAGGAGCUAAUAGAAUAAACAAGCAAGCUGUUGCUCAAAAAGCACAAGCACCUGCUCUACAGAUAGUAGAACCAGUUAAACAACAGAGAAGUCCCUCAUCAUCUUUGCAAUCAGAAAAAAGUUUCAAAAAUUAUUAUGUAGCCGAAUAUUUAAAAGAAUUAGAUUUAUUAAAUAAUAAUGAUUUAGACUCAACUUAUUCUAAGAUUGAUAAGCCAUUUGAUUUUGCUAUAAAGAGCAAUUCCAAACAUAUUACUAAUUUAUUAGAAUGGUACACAGAUGUGCCAGUUAUUAUGAAGGACAAAGAGGGAAAGACAGUCAUGGUUAUUGGAAAUUUUGUAUAUAUAGAUAAUGGCAAACCUGAACCAAUGCUAUUUUUAAGUAUGUCUAAUAUUCAAAAGCUUCAAGGUGUUUCUGAGCCAAAUAAAAACCAGUUUUGUAUAAAGUUACAUGAGAAGACUUAUGUUAUUUCAACAUAUAGCAAGGCCCCAGUAGCUAAACAACUGUCAAAAGAGGAGCAAAACCAA